Messenger RNA from Vigna radiata var. radiata (mung bean), 2179 nucleotides. RefSeq names its product ubiquitin domain-containing protein DSK2b-like. Gene Ontology annotation, biological process: ubiquitin-dependent protein catabolic process. NCBI's taxonomy places the organism in Eukaryota, Viridiplantae, Streptophyta, Magnoliopsida, Fabales, Fabaceae. Gene Ontology annotation, cellular component: cytosol. Gene Ontology annotation, molecular function: polyubiquitin modification-dependent protein binding. The coding region runs from base 220 to 1833 and encodes 537 amino acids. The transcript is spliced from 9 exons. The record is from RefSeq and is a predicted model, not a curated record.
ACAACACUCCUCUAUUUUCAUUUUUUUCUAAUUAUUUUUCCUCACGAAUUUCUCCUGUUAUCUCUCCAAUCCUCAGCUUCCUAUUUCUCCUCUCUAAUUUGGAUUUCGCUUCAAUCGUUCUAGGGUUAGGGUUUCGAUCCUUUCUCCCUCGAUUUAAUUAUUAUCAAGGACUGCGGCACCCCUGAUUCCCCUCCCGUCGUGCUUUGGACGCAGGACGCCAUGGGAGGUGACACAACAACAGCUGAGAGUGCCACAUCGGAGUCGAACGCAGCCGAAGUCAACAUCAAUAUUCGUUGUUCCAAUGGCUCAAAGUUUUCUGUUCAGAUUAGUCUGGAUUCCGUGGUCAGAUCUUUCAAAGAUGUUGUGGCUCGCAGCUGUGACAUCCCCGCUGAUCAACAGCGUCUGAUUUACAAGGGUCGGAUCCUUAAGGAUGAUCAGACACUCCAAAGCUACGGUUUGGAGGCUGAUCACACUGUCCAUUUGGUCCGUGGCUUUGCUCCUAACAACAACACUGGUGGGGCUAAUAGUGGUGGUGCCAAUACCACCACAGCCAAUACCACGAGAGCUGCUGGUGCUAAUGAGGGUGGGGGUUUAGGAGGGCCAGGAUUUGGGGCUUCACUCUUUCCUGGACUUAGUGGUAACAAUGGGAUGGGGGGCAGUGGCCUCAAUGGCUUAUUUGGGGCGGGCUUUCCGGACCUUGAACAAAUGCAGCAACCGUUUUUGUCAAACCCCAAUUUAGUGAGAGAUAUAAUGAACACACCUGCUAUGCAGAAUUUAAUAAAUAAUCCAGAGAUAGUGCGGAAUCUUAUAAUGAAUAAUCCGCAGAUGCAAGAGUUAAUGGAUAGAAACCCUGAGCUGGCACACAUACUUAAUGAUCCCAGCACUCUUCGUCAGACACUUGAAGCUACAAGGAACCCUGAGAUCAUGCGUGAAAUGAUGAGGAAUACAGACAGAGCAAUGAGCAACAUCGAAUCUUCUCCCGAGGGAUUUAACAUGCUGAGACGCAUGUAUGAAAAUGUUCAAGAACCAUUUUUAAAUGCCACCACAAUGGCUGGUAAUGCCGGAAAUGAUGCUGCAGCGGCUAGGAACCAAUCAACUAAUCCCUCAACUGCUAAUUCUGAAGCAACUUCCCCUGUACCCAAUACGAACCCACUUCCUAAUCCAUGGUCCUCUACUGGAACUGGAGGUGGCCAAAAUAACACCAGAAGGUCAACUACAGCUGGUGGGGAUGCUCGACAGCAGGCACCCACUGGAUUAGGAGGGCUUGGACUGCCUGAUCUUGAAGGCAUGUUGGGUGGAAUGCCGGAUGCUGCUAUGUUGACCCAGUUAAUGCAAAAUCCAGCUAUUUCACAAAUGAUGCAAAGUAUCCUUUCCAAUCCACAGACUAUGAAUCAGAUUCUUGGGGUCAAUUCUGAGCAGCGUGGCAUGCCUGAUAUAAAUUCUCUAAGGGAGGUUAUGCAAAACCCAGAGUUUUUACGACUGUUUUCCUCACCGGAGACACUGCAGCAACUCUUGUCUUUCCAGCAAGCUCUUCUGUCUCAGAUUGGUCAGCAACAAUCAACACAGGAACCAGGUCAAACAGGAGGAGGCACUGGACCGUUGAACAACAUGGGACUGGAGAUGUUAUCGAGCAUGUUUGGUGGACUUGGAGCUGGUAGCCUUGCUGUUCCUAACAGAUCAAAUGAGCCACCAGAGCAAUUGUAUGCCACCCAACUUUCUCAGCUUCAAGAGAUGGGGUUCUUUGACACACAAGAGAACAUAAGGGCUCUUAUUGCCACAUCAGGGAACGUUCACGCAGCAGUUGAGCGGCUUUUGGGGAACUCCGGACAGUAGCAGGUGGUAAGGGACACAGGACUAGCAAUUAAAUCUCAAACGCUAGAAUCUGGUGUGAGAUAUUAUCCAUUUAGCUUCGAUUUUCGUCAUGGAAUUGUGUUUAAACAAAUUUGUUGAUUUUUUUGGUUUACAUGAUAUCCAGAAUUUAGUAUUAAAUCCAAUACUACAAUGUCCAAUGAUUAAUUAUACCUUCAGCUACAAGAAAGUACAAGGCAUUUUGUACCAUAUACAUGUAAUUCUGACUUGCCUGUUUGCAAGCAAGGGUUGGAUUCAUAGGUACUCUCCAAUGAAGGGAUUUAUGUUGGAACAUGAAUUUAAAUAUAUAAUUAUGAACUUCUGUUUGUCA